Acanthochromis polyacanthus (spiny chromis) is the source of this 976-nucleotide messenger RNA. RefSeq names its product splicing factor 3b, subunit 6 (gene sf3b6). NCBI's taxonomy places the organism in Eukaryota, Metazoa, Chordata, Actinopteri, Pomacentridae. Bases 136 to 513 code for a protein of 125 amino acids. The record is from RefSeq and is a predicted model, not a curated record. The transcript is spliced from 4 exons. Gene Ontology annotation, molecular function: mRNA binding. Gene Ontology annotation, cellular component: nucleus; ribonucleoprotein complex; cytoplasm.
GUUUGCGUCUGCUCGUAAACCGGAAGUUCGUCACCAGCUCGCGACCGUAGCCAUUUUGACGACAGAAGUGAAGAAGAAGAAGGAAAGUGCGUGUUUGUAGUUCAGCGGCUGAUUUUUCACAAAUAAACCGUCAACAUGGCUAUGCAGGCAGCAAAACGCGCUAAUAUACGACUUCCUCCAGAGGUGAACAGAAUCCUCUACGUCAGGAAUCUUCCCUACAAGAUCACAGCUGAGGAAAUGUACGAUAUCUUUGGGAAAUACGGACCAAUACGUCAAAUCAGAACAGGGAACACACCUGAAACCAGAGGAACAGCCUACGUCGUGUAUGAAGACAUCUUCGAUGCCAAGAACGCCUGCGACCAUCUGUCAGGUUUCAACGUCUGUAACCGCUACCUGGUGGUCCUCUACUACAACGCCAACAGAGCUUUCCAGAAAAUGGACACAAAGAAGAAAGAGGAGCAGCUGAAGCUUCUAAAAGAGAAAUACGGCAUCAACACAGACCCCCCCAAGUAGACGCCCUCAAACCGCUUCUAUCUGUACAAACGUCACAUGUUGCUCACUCCAUGCUGGUGAUGAUCUGCUGAUUCAGUUCUUAAUAUUUUUUAAUCACUUUGUUCUGUUGGAUUUUUCUUUUUAUUGUCAGACUUGCAUUCACAGAUCUGUCCCAUCCUCUGGUUGGUCUGGCAGGAUGUUUUUGGGCUGUUUUUUGUGCAGCCACAGAGAACGCUGCUUCUUAAAAUUCCCUCGUCAGUUUGAUUUUCAGGGCUUCAAAUAUUUGUUAUGUUAUUGUCAAAAACUGAUUCUAAAGGCUGUAGAUUAACGACAUGGUUGUAGUUUUCCCCCUCAUAAACACGUUAAAAGUUUCCAAACUGCUUUUAUUUUUAAUUUAUAGCUUUCACAUGAGUUGGGCUUGAAUGACACGAACCAACAAUGCAAAGGAUCUAAUUUCUGUAAAAUAAAUGUUCUUUUUCUUAAA